This is a messenger RNA of Mauremys mutica (yellowpond turtle), 2704 nucleotides long. RefSeq names its product vitamin D3 hydroxylase-associated protein-like. Gene Ontology annotation, biological process: fatty acid catabolic process. The transcript has 15 exons. Gene Ontology annotation, molecular function: amidase activity; fatty acid amide hydrolase activity. The record is from RefSeq and is a predicted model, not a curated record. The coding region runs from base 277 to 2085 and encodes 602 amino acids. Lineage: Eukaryota; Metazoa; Chordata; Testudines; Geoemydidae.
GCUGGGUCCCCGUCUCAGUGACAGCAACGCUUGGGGUCCCCGUUGCAGAUAUGUCACUUUACCUUCAUUAAAGCCAAUAACUCACAGUGUGUGUCGGCCUCGUUCUUACAGAGCACCUUGGGAGGGCCCCCCGGCCUCCCUGGUACGUAACAACUGGUCUCUAGCUGACUGUGCGCUGCUGACAGUUAAGUAGCACCAGCCUUCGCCUGUCCUUUCCUGCUAACGCGCCCAAGCCCAGCGUAUCAGCAGGCGUGAAGGCUGGGAGAUGGUCCCGCUAUGAUCCAGGCAGAUUGGAGGCUGCUCCUGCCUGAGGGCGGGGUCGAUCCUCGCGCUGUGGUAGCCCUGCUCUGCGGCUCAGCCGUAGUGAUGCUGGCGCUGCGAUGGGUGGGGCAGAGACAGAUCCAGGAGAAGAUGGACCAGGAAAGGAGGACGCGGGAUCUCAGUCUAGAACGAAUGGAAAAGGUGGCUCGGCAGUUUAAACAGCAGAACCCAGGGAUACAGGCUGGUCACAUCCUCUCCCUGCCGCUUGUGGAGCUGGCUGAGAAACUGAAGGAAGGUUCCCUCUCUCCAGAGAGCGUCCUCUACACGUACAUAGAUCGGGCCUUGGAGGUGACCCGGGAGGUGAACUGUGUGACAGGUUUUAUGCAAGGUUGUGAGGAGCAACUGCGGGAAGUGCAAAGGCAGAAGGAGAGAGGGUUACUGUAUGGAGUUCCCGUCAGCAUCAAGGAUCACAUUGGCUGCAAGGGUCACGUCUCCACCAGUGGCUUGGUGCAAUUUCUCGGCAGAGCGGAGGAAGAGGACAGCGUGAUAGUCCAGGUUUUGAAGAGGCAGGGGGCGAUUCCAUUUGUGAAAACCAACGUCCCGCAGAGCAUGAUAAACUACGACUGCAGCAACUUGAUCUUCGGACAGACGGUGAAUCCGCUGAACCACAAGAAAAGCCCCGGCGGCUCCUCCGGAGGGGAGGGGGCGCUGAUCGCCGGAGGAGGGUCCGUCCUGGGCUUUGGGACAGAUGUCGCUGGAAGCAUCCGCCUGCCGUCCAGCUUCUGCGGGCUGUGCGGGCUCAAGCCGACGGGCAACAGGCUGAGCACCCAUGGUCUCGCCAGUCCUAUAGCCGGCAUGAAAUCAGUUACAGGAAUGAUCGGGCCAAUGGCGAGGGACGUGGACAGCCUGGCUCUGUGCAUGAGAGCGCUCCUGUGUGACGACAUGUUCCACCUGGACCCCACCGUGCCACCCCUGCCCUUCAACGAGGAGGUGUACUCCAGUUCAGUCUCUCUUCGGAUCGGGUAUUACGACGGAGACGGCUAUUUCCAGCCCUCGCCCAGCAUGAGACGGGCUGUCCAGGAAACCAAAAAGCUUCUCCAGGAGGCAGGGCAUACGCUGGUCCCUUUUACCCCCCCUCGGAUUGAUUACGUGGUGGACGAGCUUUUCACCAGAGGCCUCUUUUCUGAUGGAGCUGCAAAUCUGUUGGACAAAUUCAAAGGGGACAUUGUGGAUCCGACCCUGAAAUCGCAGAUCAACUGUUACCGUCUUCCCAUUCUGGUGAAGAAGAUUCUGGCCCUCAUCUUAAAGCCUGUGUAUCCACGAAUCGCCAGAGAUCUGAAUGCGCUGUGCGGAGUGGGAUCAGCAAAAAACCUUUGGAAGCAUCAUGUUGCAGUGGCGGCUUACCGUACAGAAUUCAUUGCUAAAUGGAGGAAGCUGGAGCUGGAUGUUAUGCUGUGUCCUGCUUUGGGUCCAGCGUUUAACAAGGGCUAUCCUGGGAAGCUAUUUGCUGCUUCUUCCUACACCAAUUUAUACAACGUCUUGAACUUCCCCGCGGGGGUUGUGCCGGUCAGCGCCGUCACGGAGGCUGACGAAGAAGAGCUGAAGAAUUACAAAGGGCACUACGGCGACCCCUGGGAUAAGAGGCUGAGAGAGGCUGUGGAAGGAGCGGUGGGGCUGCCUGUCGCCGUUCAGUGCGUGGCUCUGCCGUGGCAAGAGGAGCUGUGUCUGCGGUUCAUGAAGGAGGUGGAGGCGCUCGCUCGCGAGAGGAAGAGGAACGUGGGACCCGAUGAUGAUGAUGAUGACACUAAUGAUUUGAACUUAUAAACCAAGUCACCUCCCGACUAAGACAUGAAAUAAUGUGAGGACACCCCUGUGAAUCAGACUGUUUCCCUUAGCGGUUAAUAAACCUGUUCAAAAGCCCCUUCUCCUCGUUAACAAUUCAGCCAAAGCCUGACUGUGUGCAAUCAGUGCUUCAUUUGCCUGUGUUCAAUUUUUAACCAAAGGGUGGGAGAAGAGCAAAAAAGGAUCAAAAUCUCGCUGAAGGAUCAAUGAGCAGCAGGAAAACAAAUUUAAAAAAAAAAAACAUUCUAGGGAACACAUCCAUUCCCCAGUUUGCUCAUUACUGCACCUGGGAGCCUGUGAUUUUAUGUCACUGUCACUGUUUGCGAUCAAUAUCUGCCAAUGAUUUUUUGUGUCUGGGACCCUCCCUCGCCGUAAACUUGUUGGUGAGAAGCAGGAAGGGGAGUGAGAGCAGCGGAGGUGGCUGAAAGAGGUUGAUUAGCUGGUAUUCUUGAGGAAUUGUUUGAAGUAGUCACACAGCUCUAAUAACCAACCAUGGAAAAGAGACGGCUAAGGGGAGAUAUGACUGAGGUCUAUAAAAUCAUGACUGGUGUAGAGAAAGUAGAUAAGGAAGUGUUGUUUACUACUACUUAUAACACAAGAA